Rhipicephalus sanguineus (brown dog tick) is the source of this 4632-nucleotide messenger RNA. Its product is annotated as tyrosine-protein kinase JAK2. Gene Ontology annotation, molecular function: cytokine receptor binding; non-membrane spanning protein tyrosine kinase activity; ATP binding. The record is from RefSeq and is a predicted model, not a curated record. The transcript has 20 exons. The coding region runs from base 172 to 3609 and encodes 1145 amino acids. Gene Ontology annotation, cellular component: cytoskeleton; cytosol. Gene Ontology annotation, biological process: cell differentiation; cell surface receptor signaling pathway via JAK-STAT; peptidyl-tyrosine phosphorylation. Lineage: Eukaryota; Metazoa; Arthropoda; Arachnida; Ixodida; Ixodidae.
GCUUGCGGUUUACGGAGAAAAAUGAUCAGAUGGUAAAUAGCGAUAUGCCCAGCCUUCGGCGAAAAGAUUGGCGUGUGUACAAGCAGAUAUCUUCCUUUGAUGGGCUGAAGUCGAGGACUACCAACUGAUUGGGAAGCUAGUCAGUCAGUGACCCAGGGCAGCGUUGCAACCAUGGUUUCUGCAAACGAAGCUGUGCGCAUUCAUUUCUACACACCUCGCGAUCCCUUGGUGAUUCCUAACAAUGGUGGAGUGCACAUUGCUGAAGACUUGUGUGUCCUAGCGGCCAAAACAUGCGGUAUCAGUCCCGUAACGUGCCAGCUUUUCGGUCUGUACUGCUCGGACCUGGACAUAUGGUUUGCACCGUCGGCGGCCGUGAAAGACAAAGACAAAACAGUGAAUGUUCAUUUCCGCCUGCGUUUCAAGCCUCCCAACAUGGACAGGAUCAGAGAGGAUGAAGCAGUGCUCAACUACCUGUACCAUCAGAUGCGACAAGACUUUGUGUGUGGUCGUGUACCCGAGCUGCAUCAGAGCAAAGUGCAGAGCCGAACUCUGGGCCUGGUGAUUACAGACGUGGUGCGCCAUCUCAUCGAGCUGGGACAGACCCCUCAGCAAGGCAGUUACAGUUUCAGUGACUUUAUGCCUUCAGUUCUUGUCGGACCGUGGAAAAUGCGUGUGCUCAAGACCAGAAUGACCACUGCCCUCAAUGAAUGCUGGCAGAACAGUCGGCAAAAUGCUCAACGUGUCAAGGAGAUCUACGUAAAUGAAUUCAGAAGCAUAGUACCUGAUUAUGUGUGCGAGCAGUUUGCUUCUCAAGUAGACACUGAUGGUCGGGUGUGGGAGGUAAUCCUGCAGGUCAACCCAUACCAUCCACAGCUACCGGGUCUACGUAUGCGCCCAAGGGGACCCAAGGAAAACAUAACAUGGACACAAAUCUGCUCCAUCAGUGAUCUUUGCUUCGUGAACAUGGUUCCAUCUAACUGCACAGUUGAAAUCAGCCGUCGGAAUGGCAUACCUCAGAACCUCAAGUUUGACAGCAUCAGCCAGAUGCACUCCUUUGUCUCUCUUCUGGAUGGCUAUUAUCGGUUAACGGAGAAGUGGACAGUGAAUUUGUGCAUUAAUCUGCCAACACCGUCACUGACCAUGCUUCGAGCAAUGAGAUGCCAUGGACCAGUGGGGGCCAAGUUUGCCUACCAGAAGCUGCAGGAGAAAGGUGGGCACGAAGCAGGCUGGUACCUGAUUCGGCAGAGCUCGUCCAUCUACCACGAGUAUCGGCUGGACUUUCUGGGAAAGAACGCGGUGCCGGAGACGCUGCGCAUUGUGCAGCUUGAGGACGGUCGCUUCGCACUGGACGAAGCGGCACCGGAAGAGGGCAUUUAUCCGACACUGGCAAAGCUGAUCAGUGAGGCUAUUCGACCUACCCUCGAUGUAGAGCUGGGAUACUGUGUACCUCCAUCUGAAUAUGACAAAACGCAGUUGCUGUUAUGCCGUCCACCAUCCCUUGACGUGGAAAAGUCUUCUCUGAAGCGAGAGCCACGUGAGUGCAUCCACUCAGGGGCACUGACGUUCACGGAGAAUCGCAAGGAUGAGCUGCCUGGCAAGUUCACUGUGGUGCGGCGGGCGUUCCUGCAUCGGGAACGAAAUCAGUAUCGAGAGGUUGCUGUCAAAGCCCUGAAGCCCCACCUGGAAGAUAGCCAUCUCAAGGAGUUCAUGGUGCAGUGUGACCGGAUGCUGUUCUGGCAGUGUGAAGCCAUUGUGAGCUCUGUUGGCAUGGUGCACUCGGGAAGUUUUGGCCUGGUGUGCGAGUUCCUGCCUCUGGGCUCCCUGGAUGCCUAUCUCCAUCAGCACAGGUUGCAACUUCAAGCUGUUGACUUGGUUGAAGCGGCCAAAGGGCUGGCGCGUGCCCUCUGGUACCUGGAAGAGCAAGGCUGCGUUCAUGGCAAGAUCAGGUGCCGAAACAUUCUAGUCUCCCAGCACGAAGCCAAUGCAUUCUAUGUCAAGCUUUCAGACCCGGGACUGCUUGUCUACAUGAAUGAGGACAUACAUUGGAUCCCACCAGAGUUCUACUACAACCUUAACAUGGCCAAAUCAUCCAUCAAGGCCGAUACUUGGGCUUUUGGAACGACCCUGUGGGAGAUAUUCAGCUAUGGGGAGCCACCAAUGGCGGGAGUCCCUAUCACUGAGGCAACAAGGAGGUACAGGGAAGGGGAGAGAUUGCCUAUUCCAGCUGACAUGCAUGAGGGGAUCCGCCUGCUGCUGCAAGAGUGCUGGUCAUUGGACCCAGACAGCCGGCCUCAGCCACAGACUGUCAUGCGAGACAUCAACCAAAUAUUUUACGAGGUGUACAACUCCAGGCGGAGUCACUCGUAUGCCUCGGUCUACCCUCAGGCCUCUUCGCCGACCGGGCUGUCCGCAGACUCUGCAAGUCCCAUGCUGGGAAAAGCGGCGUCGCCAUCAUUUGCAUCUGCAGAGGCGAAUCGGAGACCAGAAACAAUUAGGCAGCAUCACGCUCCCAUUGGAAUGUCUGCCACCUCAACGAACGAAGCUCUGUCGCAGAGGCGUGGAUUCAAGUGGGGAAAGAAUCGUUUCCGCUUGCACACAUCGGAAGUCAGUUAUGACAACCUUUCGAGCUGUUCGACUUCGACAGUUCAGUCUGAAGCGACACUCCAGUCCGACCUAGGAACGUGCAUCGAUGUAGAAAGCCUGGUCAGCUUGGAAGAGAAUGCAGACAACAUUAUCUCAUUUGGCAACACAUCACCCCUGGCUGAAGUGUCUGGUUCACCAUGGGUCAUUGACAGUCAGCAACUGAUAAAAGGAAAACCACUUGGACAGGGUUUUUUUGGGGAGGUGUAUGCAGCUUCCCUAAAAAAAUGGGCCGGCCUACAAGAGGAGACGGUGGCAGUCAAAUGCAUGCGCAAGACGUCCCUGCUCGAGUCCUUUCAGAGCGAGUCGGGGCUACGUGACCUGCAACGAGAAAUAGAGAUUAUGAAGAGCCUCAGGCACCCCAACAUUGUUGAAAUAAAGGGCCUCGUUGAAGAGCCCGAGGUGAUGCUGGUCAUGGAGUUCCUGGAGAUGGGCUCCCUGCUGACAUACCUACAGACGUAUCGCGACAAGGUGACUCAUCCACAGCUCAUCAAGUACAGUGAAGACAUUGCUAAUGGCAUGCAGUACCUGGAGGAGAAGCGCAUUGUGCACCGGGAUUUGGCUGCACGGAACAUCCUGGUGGCCUCUAAAGAUCAGGUCAAGAUCAGCGACUUUGGCCUUGCCCAGUUCACGGACAGCCAGUACUACUACUACAUCCGUACCAAGAACCGCAAGCUGCCCAUGAAAUGGUAUGCCCCCGAGAGCAUCCUUUACGGCAAGUUCUCGACCAAGUCGGACGUGUGGAGCUACGGUGUGACACUGUGGGAAAUGUUUUCCUACGGUGAGGAUCCUGUCAUACAGGGGGUCACCCAGGAGAACUUGGGCAACGAGCUGCUCCAGGGUAAGCGACUGGCUUGCCCCACUGACUGCCCGGCCGACCUCUACCAGCUGAUGCUCCUCUGCUGGGCAAAUGAUGCCCACAAGCGGCCCGAAUUCAGAAAGAUUAAGGACAUGGUACACAGUCUGUGAUCCUUCUCGUCCUUGUCUUCUCCCUCUCUCUCUCUUUUGUCACUCUGAAAGAACCAGGUCCGCUAUUUUGGAUUGAUGCCUCCUCAAUUUUACGCUCGUCUUAUCACCCAUGGCCUGUAGUUGGCCGAUCCCGUUGAUAACGGGGCUACACCGUUGCUCUGGCUGCUGACGUAUAGUGAAAAGCAUGGAAGGCAUUAGCUUUGAAGAAGGGCAUCACUACAAAAUUGUGGUUCAGGUUGAUGAACAAGGAUGUGGAAUGGGGCUGGUUAUUGGUACUGCCAGUUUAAAUUGAAAUGUGAAAAUCACAAAGAGCGCCUUCGAAUAUGUGACCGUCUGAAAAUGCACUGAGGAGAUGUUCUACUGUGUCAAUAAGUUUCAGUGAUAUCUCUAUCAAGAGGCAUCAGUUGCUAAGCCAAAGAAAGACGAUGUAAUGAACAAGGUGACACAUCUGUGAUCAGUAUUAUUUUCACGCCGUGUUGUCAUUGAAUGCAUUUGAUGGGAUGUCUGCCACUCCAGCGAGAACUUACUCUGCUUGUUAUGCCAUGCAACUGCAAACGUAUCCCUGAAAUUGACUGACACGGGACAUAGUGCCAGUUGCUAAGCAUGCAAUGGCUUCGAAGCGUUGCUUCUAAGCCUGCAUGUGUCAUGCAGGUUUCACAGAAACGGGCAGACAUAGAAGUGUGAAGUCACAUUAGGCAGUGUCACAAGUGGUUCACAUUUCAAUGUACCUGUGUGUGUUGAAAGAAUAUGGUACAAAUUCUGAAUGGAUUUUCCCACAGAGUUUUAGGGUCAGUGCCUGCACUGCCUUGUGCUCACUUUGUUCUUUCUCUGGAAGGGCUCUACCCCUAGGGGUGGAAUAGCACUCUCAUUAUUGAUUGAUAGAGUGCGGAAGCCAGUUACUAUCUUUGUUUCUUUGUAUAUUCACUUUCUUUGCUUCAUGUUCUUUUUUUUCUCUGUCGAGUUCUUUUUGAGUGUUGCUCAACAUGCAGGGCAAGGUUCCUUUGCCUUCCAAAUGCGGGAGGA